This is a messenger RNA of Neocloeon triangulifer, 683 nucleotides long. RefSeq lists its product as uncharacterized. The transcript is spliced from 4 exons. The record is from RefSeq and is a predicted model, not a curated record. Bases 17 to 589 code for a protein of 190 amino acids. NCBI's taxonomy places the organism in Eukaryota, Metazoa, Arthropoda, Insecta, Ephemeroptera, Baetidae.
CGAGUUGCUCUGCACCAUGUUGAGAUUGUUUCUGCUCUUGGCGCUUUUGCCACUCACUAUUGCUUCAGAAGAGGGUCGAAUUCUCUCCAGGAAACGGAGGUACCUCACUUUUCCGGAAGGAAGUGCUAUGACCUUUCUGGUGUGUUGCAACUCCGUGGGUCCUUUCGCCGCCGACCUUUAUACAUUUGGUCUCGACUUAGACAUGUCCUGGGACCUUCCGAACACCACACGCGGAAUCAAACCAAUUUAUCCCCUUUUACAAGAACAGCGAAGGGAAAGAAGGGACGUUUACUCCAGGCUGGAGAGCCUCUUUGAAGCGGCAGGUCUCAAUGGUAGGACUUGUGUUCUUCGCGCCAUGUGCGAAGUCAGCAGAAGAUUGGGACCAAUCGGCGAAACAGGUGGACUUAUCGAGGAACUUCUAAAGCUCGUCUUUACAUUGCCGCAAGUGGAGGGAGAUGAAGAUGACCCGCGGCAUGGUCACUACGUGGUUGCUAAUAAACUCGGCAUUGGCAGCCAACAUGAAUGCACAAGAAUAUUUCCUGGGUGCCCCAUCAGUUUGAUUGACUUGGUUCUUGGUCCAGAAUUGUGAUAUUAAAAAAAAUGCAUUAAAUAAAUUUGUAAAUAUAAAUUGAAGAUAAAUGCAUAAACAGCAGACUUAUCAUAACCAUCUAUUCUACAAUAUU